Molecule: messenger RNA, 972 nt
Organism: Penicillium robsamsonii
Lineage: Eukaryota; Fungi; Ascomycota; Eurotiomycetes; Eurotiales; Aspergillaceae
Product: aldo/keto reductase family protein
Exons: 2
Coding region: 1-972 (323 amino acids)
Molecular function (GO): oxidoreductase activity
Source: RefSeq, a predicted model, not a curated record
AUGGCUCCCAUUAAUCUCAUCUGGGGUGGAGGCUCCAUCAUGGACGAAGAGUCCUAUCCCACCCUCGAAUCCAUCAAUGCAGUUCUAGAUAUCCUACAAGCCAAUGGUGUCAAGACCAUCGACACAGCCAGAAUCUACAUAAAUUCCGAGGAGCGUCUGGGUCAGGUCAAUGCCAGCUCCCGCUUUGCCAUUGAUACGAAACACCCCGGCGGGUUCGCCCCCGAAGCAAAUUCCCAAGAAUUGAUCGGUUCAAUCGCAAACCAGAGUUUGAACUAUCUCCAAACAGACCAGGUGGAUGUCUACUACGUCCACGCACCCGAUCGUCGCUUUCCCCUGGAGGAGCUUCUGGCCGGUGUAGACGCCCUCCACCAAGCCGGAAAGUUCAAGCGCUUUGGUCUUUCAAACUAUCUAGCCACAGAGGUUGACGAAGUUGUCCGCGUUUGUCGUGAAAAGGGAUACGUCCUGCCCAGUGUGUACCAAGGAAACUACUCCGCCGUCGCUCGUCGGGCGGAAACAGAGCUACUCCCAACACUGCGCAAGCACAAUAUCUCCUUCAAUGCAUACUCUCCGAUUGCAGGUGGAUUCUUGACUAAGGAUGUCGAAGUGUUGGCUUCUGGUGGUGAGGGUCGAUGGGAUCCAAAGACAAUGAUUGGUGGGAUUUACCAUGCGCUCUAUAAUAAGAAGAACAUGCUCGAGGGUUUGAAGCUUUGGGAUAAGAUCUCUAAGGAGUCCGGUAUUCCCAAGGUUGAGCUGGCGUAUCGGUGGGUAGCGUAUAACUCGGCGCUCAGCGGGGAGUAUGGGGAUGGGGUUAUCUUUGGUACGCGCACUAUUGAGCAGCUGAAUCAGACCCUUGCUGUAUUUGCAAAGGGUCCUCUUGAUUCUGCGAUUGCGGUGCAAAUUGAGCAGGUUUGGAAGAUUGUUGAGGUUGAUGCGCCUUUGGAUAACUUUAAUGAUCUCCCUGGUCACCAGUGA